Messenger RNA from Lindgomyces ingoldianus, 1515 nucleotides. RefSeq lists its product as uncharacterized. The record is from RefSeq and is a predicted model, not a curated record. The transcript has 4 exons. The coding region runs from base 362 to 1510 and encodes 382 amino acids. Lineage: Eukaryota; Fungi; Ascomycota; Dothideomycetes; Pleosporales; Lindgomycetaceae.
UGUUUCCCGACGUCCGUCACACUCGGGUCCCGGUCAGAGCUGCACGAUUUCACAACGAUCACCGUCUGAAUAUUCCCAACUGACUCUGGGGAUGCCUUACCCAUGCGGGUGAUUAUGCAAUAUCACCUCCUGAUCAGCGACGGCAGUCAGCAGUGCGCCAUGCAGAACGAGGAUUUGCCGAAAUUUCACGAUAAAGUUGUCGGGCUUCCCCAACAUGCGUUGGUUCGUUUGAUAGAAUCUUAUAUCAAAUCUCUCAAUCGAUCUCUUUAGAUCUUUGAGUUGUCUCCUUCGCUCGCAUGCAUUUGUUUCAUCCUUCUUCUGUCUCUGACUGUUCAUCUAUCACAACACUCAUCUGCGUGACAUGGUGGAGAGCCGGCAGCCAGAGGCACUUGCGUUGAUAUGCCUUUUUCCGAUUCUUGCUACCAUUUUCGUGGGCCUCAGGACUUUCUCAAGAUAUUUGGGUCAGAACUUUGGAUGGGAUGAUUGGCUUAUUCAUGUUGCUUUGCUUCUUCUUCUCGGAGAAACAAUAACUUCUUAUCAAUAUGUAAUUCUAAGCCACACCGGGUACCACGUAUAUGAUAUUCCAAAACAGACAGUCGCCCAGCAAGUGGAUACUUUGAAAUGGAGCUUCGCGGUACAGUUGUUCUAUCAUCCGAUGAUGGGCGCGAUUCGAGCAUCGAUUAUUAUGUUCCUCUUCCGGGUUAAGGACAAGAGGUGGUUCAUUCAGUUCGCUCUCCACAUCGUUUUCUGGAUCAAUAUUGGAUACAUGGUAUCGACCACUUUUGUGAAUAUAUUCCAGUGUAAUCCAGUACAUUACACAUACAUGCGACCUCAAGAAGACCAAGAACUCAAUGCGAACGGAAAAGUGAUAAAACAUGGAAAGUGUAUUGACAGCCUAAGUUUCAUCUUAGCCUCCUGCGGACUCAGCAUUUUCAUGGACCUCAUAAUUAUUCCAAUUCCGACUGCUAUGGUAUGGAAACUUCAGAUGCGGAGAAAAACGAAGAUCGCAGUGGUGGUGAUCAUGAGUAUGGGAUGGAUUGCCACUGCUGUUUCUGUAGGCCGAUUCAUCGUGUACUACUACCGCUUCUCCCCAACAAAUACAGAUAGGUCAUAUAACAUAGGCAUCGUGAUAUCGAUUGCUGAGCCAGCUGUCGGUAUCAUCGCGGCGUGCGCACCCGCCAUGAAGUGUCUCUUCCGUCACUUGAUGCCGCGCUACUUCUCCGACGGCGGAUCGGCAGAUCCUUCUCGCACGCGAUCACAGCCAAUAUCCAGACACAGAAAGUCUUCAAGCUUUCAUGACGCAAGGGAUGAGGGCAGCGACUAUGGUAGGACGAGAGGUCUAGGAAGAGAAGAAGAGGUGUACGGCAUGCGACCACUCGAGAGUCUAGAUUCGAGGGACCAAAUUGUCAGCGCGAUUGGGGGUCCACCUGGUCGGACACGGAGCACGAAGACUGGUUACAGUGAAGUUGAAGAAGCUAUACCGAAGAAUUUUCUUAAUCACAAUGAAUAGAGCGC